CCGGCCGUUGGCUAACGUGGAAGCGAGACCUGCUGGCCGGCUGGGGAGCCGGGAGCGCGCUGCCCGGGGAGCUGGGCGCGAGGAACGGCGGCGGGGCCUUCUCGGCGCGGCUCGGCCUUUCCCGGGAGGGAGCGAUGGGGCGCGCGGGCGCCGGGCAGCGGGCGCCGGUGUAGUCCGCGCGGCGCCUGGCCCGGGAGCGCGGGGAGGCCUGUGCGGGCCGCCGCCCCGAGCGCCCGGCCUGCCGCGCCAUGGCCCCCAUGGGCAUCCGCCUGUCCCCGCUGGGGGUGGCCGUGUUCUGCCUGCUGGGGCUCGGCGUGCUCUACCACCUCUACUCGGGCUUCCUGGCCGGCCGCUUCAGCCUCUUCGGCCUGGCCGGCGAGCCGGGCGGCGGUGUGGCCGGGCCCGCGGCCUCGGCCGACGGGGGCACCGUGGACCUGCGCGAGAUGCUGGCCGUGUCGGUGCUGGCGGCCGUGCGCGGCGGCGACGAAGUGCGGCGCGUCCGCGAGAGCAACGUCCUCCACGAGAAGUCCAAGGGGAAGACGCGCGAGGGGGCCGACGACAAGAUGACCAGCGGGGACGUGCUGUCCAACCGCAAGAUGUUCUACCUGCUCAAGACCGCCUUCCCCAACGUGCAGAUAAAUACUGAGGAGCAUGUAGAUGCAGCUGAUCAGGAGGUUAUCCUGUGGGACCGUAAGAUCCCCGAGGACAUCCUGAAGGAAGUGGCCGCUCCUCAGGAAGUGCCAGCAGAGAGUGUCACUGUCUGGAUCGACCCGCUUGAUGCUACACAGGAAUAUACGGAGGAUCUUCGAAAGUAUGUCACUACUAUGGUGUGUGUAGCUGUAAAUGGGAAACCUGUGCUAGGAGUAAUACAUAAGCCAUUCUCUGAAUAUACAGCUUGGGCGAUGGUAGAUGGUGGGUCAAAUGUGAAAGCACGCACUUCUUACAACGAGAAGACCCCGAGGAUCGUCGUGUCUCGCUCGCAUUCUGGCAUGGUGAAACAGGUGGCUUCUCAGACUUUCGGAAACCAGACCACAAUCAUCCCGGCUGGCGGUGCUGGUUAUAAAGUUUUAGCACUCCUGGAUGUGCCUGACAAGAGUCAAGAGAAGGCUGAUCUGUAUAUCCAUGUGACAUAUAUCAAAAAGUGGGACAUAUGUGCUGGCAAUGCCAUCUUAAAAGCCCUUGGGGGGCAUAUGACCACCCUGAAUGGGGAGGAGAUCAGCUACACCGGCUCCGACGGCAUUGAAGGGGGGCUCCUUGCCAGCAUCAGGAUGAACCACCAGGCCCUGGUCAGAAAACUCCCAGACCUGGAGAAGACAGGACAUAAAUGAGCAAAGCUGACUGCCGCUCGCAGCUCCUGCAGGGCCGGCCGGUCAGCCUGACACGCUGGAGGCUUCGGAGCAUCAGUGCAGACUCUGCAUGGUUAAGGCCACCCCAAACUUCUUACAGUAUUUAUGAAGCAUCAGAGACGUCCUUCCCCUGCGAGGGAUGCAGGAUCAGGCGAAAUGGGUCGCUUCGUGUCUCAAGUAUUGUCUUUAUUUUUGAGACUAUUUUCGUACAAUUGUCAUACACAACGCGCAUAUAUAUAUAUAUUUGUGAAUUAAAAAGUAUAGCUGAGUCAACAUUGUUGUGAGUCACCAUUUUCACACAACAUCAUGAAUCUUCACUAUUUGUUAGUACUUUCAUAUAGAAUUGGGCUGAAGAAAGGAUUGAUUUUAUGUAGAUGUUUGAUAUUACUUUACAAUGAUUUCUCAUUAAAAAUAAAAAUAUUGGGGGUUUUUACCCCUAAUUCAGAUGGAAAGCACAAGAAGCUACACGUUCAUUAAUAUGCAACAAAUGCUCUACUUACCUGUUACUGAAUACUUCUUAUGGAUUAAAAUAGAGAAAAACUUAAAUUGCUUUUCUUUCUUGGAAAUUUUAAUAACAGGUUCACCAGCUAGUAGAGAAUAUAGAUACACGAUGGUUGCAUUGUAAUUGUAAUUUCUGUGUGUGUUCUGUUUUUAUAAAGGAAAGUGUGUCUGUA
Camelus dromedarius (Arabian camel) is the source of this 2020-nucleotide messenger RNA. It is a transcript of the gene BPNT2, whose product is annotated as 3'(2'), 5'-bisphosphate nucleotidase 2. The record is from RefSeq and is a predicted model, not a curated record. The coding region runs from base 249 to 1328 and encodes 359 amino acids. Gene Ontology annotation, biological process: phosphatidylinositol phosphate biosynthetic process; skeletal system development. Gene Ontology annotation, cellular component: endomembrane system. The transcript is spliced from 5 exons. NCBI's taxonomy places the organism in Eukaryota, Metazoa, Chordata, Mammalia, Artiodactyla, Camelidae. Gene Ontology annotation, molecular function: 3'-nucleotidase activity.